AUGAACGACAUCAUUGACCCCAGCGCACGGCAGGUCCAGCCGGAAGGGCUUUCGCUGGCCAUCGUCGUAGUGUCGCUAUUGUGUCUGUUUUUCUCAAUUUUGGCGGUUGCUGGGAGGACAUACGUGCGUUUGGACGAUGGGCUGUUUGGGCUCGACGAUGGACUCGUAGUAAUCGGAACGCUCGCAUACGCUGCGGAUGUCGGCAUUGCCGUGUACGCCGCCCACGUGGGCGUCGGCACUGUGAACGCCAAGCUCAACGCCUGGAUGAUGGAAGAAGCACCCAAGUUCUUCACCGUGUGGAUCCUUGUCUAUGUCAUCAGCCUCGCCACACUGAAGUCGUCGAUUUGUGUCACAUUGCUGAGGAUAGGCAGCGCCAAGGAUUCCCUCCGCAUUGCUGUUCGGGUGCUGCUCGCUAUCACCUGGGCCUCGUUCACAGUCACAUUUGUGGGCGUUCUACUCUAUUGCCGGCCGAUCGAGGCCAACUGGGAUGUGAGCCUGAUUCUCGAGGGCAAGGGCAGCUGUGCGGACACGAAGGUCAUGAUUGGACUUAGUCACACGGCAACGGCGAGCACGCUUCUCACCGACCUAGGGUGUGUGGUAUUGCCCGGCAUGAUAUUGUGGAAUAUCCAGAUGGAGAGGCGGGCAAAGCUUAGUGUCUUUGCGCUGUUAAGUUUUGCUAGCCUGGCGUCUAUCAUGACGAUUUGCCGCGCACCGUUUAUCUCGCAUUACGCAACACCCCAAGAAGACCUGAUGUACUGGGUAGGGCAUAUCGUCCUCUUCUCAACUAUUGAAACAGCGAUUGCCUGCAUUGCCUCAUCGGUCCCAAUGAUCCGACUAUUCUUCGUGCGCACCAGAGCGCCGGGCCUGUCGGGAGGCAAAUCGCCGGAGCCGUUCAACGCCUCGAGUUCCAUCAUUACAUUCGGCAGCAUGCCCCUGGACCGAGUCGGCAAGUCCAAGGGGAUGUUCCGGAAUCCGACGGACCAGGGCCGCAGCUACGCGUCGGUCCACGCCAAGGGCGACUGGGAGAGGCUGCAGGACGCCGCCAGCGACAAGGACCUGUUGGAGGAUCACGGCAGCUCUAAGCAGGCGAAGGGGAUCCGGGCCGACUACACGUAUUCCGUGGAGCUGAGUCACAGUCCGAAGCAUGCGACAGGUUUCCUCGACGGAAAUGGAAAAUAG
Messenger RNA from Neoarthrinium moseri, 1179 nucleotides. RefSeq lists its product as uncharacterized. The record is from RefSeq and is a predicted model, not a curated record. The coding region runs from base 1 to 1179 and encodes 392 amino acids. The transcript is spliced from 4 exons. Lineage: Eukaryota; Fungi; Ascomycota; Sordariomycetes; Amphisphaeriales; Apiosporaceae.